AUGACCGAGCAUCGCCCACCGGUAGAAAACCUUGCCGCCGAGCGCGUCAACGAGAUGAGCCGCAACUUCUGGAACUCGGCGGUGCUGCGCGCGGGUAUCAAGCUGAACGUCUUUUCCCUGCUGCAGCAUCAAGUCCUGUCGUGCGACGACGUGGCGCAGGCGUGCGACGCCAACCGGCGCUUCAUGGAAGCCUUCCUGGAGGCCUGCGCGGCGCUGGGGCUGCUGGACAAGCAGGGUGAACGCUAUACCGACUCGGCGCAGGCGGCGGCGUUCCUGGUGCCGGACAAGCCGACCUACGUGGGCGAUCUGGUGUUGCACAUCACCAAUUACUGGCACACCUGGGGCAAGCUCGACCAGCUCAUCAAGGAGGGGCGCACCGAGUUGCCGUUCGAGAACGGCUUCGUGGACGCGCCGACCUACUGGACCGACUACAUGCGCGGCCAGCACAACCGCGCCACCGCCGGUCAGGGCGACUACCUGGUGCAGAGUGUGGCGCUCGACGCCCGGCGCAAGAUGGUCGACCUCGGCGGCGGCGCGGCCAGUUACAGCAUCGCCUUGUGUGCCGCCAACCCGGAAUUGCGCGCCGACGUGGUCGAUCAGGUGGAGCCGUUGGCGGUCGCCCGGCCGCUGGUCGAGGCGGCGAGGCUGCAGGACCGCAUCACCCUGGUGCCGGGCGAUUUCAACACGAUCGAGCUGGCGAGCGAUUAUGACGUGGUGCUGAUUUCCGGGGUGGUGCUGAUCAAAUCCGAAGCGGCGUGUCGGGAAGUGUUUCGCCGUGCGCUCGGCGCCCUCAAGCCGGGCGGCCUGGUCAUCGUGCAGGAUUUCAUGCGCGUCGACCACAGCGCCGCGCGCAGCUUCCUGGACACCAUGAUGGACAUACCCCCUGCAUACCUCAUGGCCUACUUCACCCAACAACUGAUCAACGGCCUGACCCUGGGGUCGAUCUACGGCCUCAUCGCCAUCGGCUACACGAUGGUGUACGGCAUCAUCGGCAUGAUCAACUUCGCCCACGGCGAGAUUUACAUGCUGGGGGCGUUCAUCGCCAUCAUCACCUUCCUGCUGCUCGGCCUGGCCGGGGUGACGUUCAUGCCCCUCGUGCUGCUGCUGGUGCUCAUCCUAUCGAUGGCGUUCACCGCGGUGUACGGCUGGACGCUGGAGCGCCUCGCCUACCGUCCGCUGCGGGCGCGCCGCGCCUGGCGCCGUUGA
This is a messenger RNA of Geodia barretti, 1206 nucleotides long. The record is from the annotation of a GenBank genome assembly. NCBI's taxonomy places the organism in Eukaryota, Metazoa, Porifera, Demospongiae, Tetractinellida, Geodiidae.